GAGAAGCUUCCGCCUCGCUCUGGGGCCGUGAGCAGUUAGUUCCGCCCCAGUAACAGACAUAUGGCAAUCGCGGGCUGACCCUGGGUGCGUCACGUGACCCUCUUUUAUCAUUCCCAUGAUGCCAUGGGCGGGAGAAGGCUUUUCGGCCACCGUGGCGUUGGUUGCUAUGGUGCUGUAACGGGCCUGCAGAAUGUCGCUGUCCGCGCUGCCGCUGUCUCCCGCCCGGGUGUUCGCGGAGCUUUUAGCCCCGCCGCUCGGGGGUCGCGGGCGGGAGAACGAGCCGGUGCCGGGGCUCCUCGGCGGCCGCGGAACCCCAGUGCCGCCAGGGCGGGAGGUUCACGUGAGCGGCAGCGCGGAGCUGUGUGCGGCCCCGGACCGGGCGCGGGUCUCCAUCCGGCUGGGGAGCAGGAAGGGGGAGGCCGGGGAGGCGCGGAGCAGCGUGAGCCGGCGGCUGGAGUACAUCGCGCAGAGCGCCCGGCAGCGCGGGGUGCAGGUCUGCAUUACAUUUAGUGAUUUUGGAAAAAUGCAGAACGUUUGCAACUUACUCGUUGAGAAACUGGGUAGUUCUGUUAUCAUCAGUCCACCUCACUUCUACCAUACAGCAGAGGCUGUAGACACCCUUCGGCGUCAAGUGUGUCUUGCUGCUGUUGGGAACACACGUCGAAAAGCUCAAGAGGUCUGUCGACUGUUCGGCCAGUCACUGGGAAAACCGCUGCUUAUCAGAGAAGAGGAAAUGAAAGAAUGGGAAGGACAAAUAGACAGUCACCCAUCCAACUCCUCAGACACACUGACUGUGCAGCAGAGAAUCCAAAGUGCCACUAUUUAUGCUUCUUCAAAAAUAUUUGCUAUUUUUGAGAUAAAGGGAAGAGAAAAGAGAAAAAAACAAGCUUAUCUAGAAGCAUGUUAAAGCAUUUUUCUUAUUUGUCUCUGACAAAUCUUAGAAUAAAUUUAUGUACUUUAAAGUA
Molecule: messenger RNA, 965 nt
Organism: Chrysemys picta bellii (western painted turtle)
Lineage: Eukaryota; Metazoa; Chordata; Testudines; Emydidae
Gene: IRAK1BP1
Product: interleukin 1 receptor associated kinase 1 binding protein 1
Biological process (GO): canonical NF-kappaB signal transduction; immune response
Source: RefSeq, a predicted model, not a curated record